Molecule: messenger RNA, 528 nt
Organism: Entamoeba nuttalli P19
Lineage: Eukaryota; Evosea; Mastigamoebida; Endamoebidae
Exons: 2
Coding region: 1-528 (175 amino acids)
Source: RefSeq, a predicted model, not a curated record
AUGACUGACGUAAAUAUUUCUAUCAAUAAUCCUUCAACUACAACACUUCAAAUUUCAGUGGAAAAAACAAAGAAGAUUUCAUUUUUUAAAAUUGGUGGUCUACUUUUGGUGGCUAGUGUUUUAAUCGUGUAUUUGUAUCAAGUUAGAACAGAAUUAUUGAAUUAUGGGAUGUGGUGUUUAAUAGGACUUUUUGUGUAUUCAAUUUAUAAAUUUUUAACUUCAAUUAAUAAAGUUACUAUUAUUGCUGACCAAUCUAAAGGAAUUGAGUUGAUUAAAGAGUCAACAUCUAUUCCAUAUUCUAAUAUUGAAUUUAUUCCAAAAGAGGUAUUGAAUAACGUAAUAAUUCAUGAACAAAUUCAAAUUUUUGUAGUAGAAACUUAUCUUGCUUUAACAUUCAAAUCUAAAAACGUUAAAUACAUUACAAAAUUCCCUCCUUUAAAACCAAUAUUUUAUGAAUUCAAUUUAUCUAUUAAACAAAAGCAACUCAUUUAUCAAUCACUUCAUCAAUUUUUAAAAACAAUGAAUUAA